Neocloeon triangulifer is the source of this 891-nucleotide messenger RNA. Its product is annotated as mitochondrial import inner membrane translocase subunit Tim17-B-like. NCBI's taxonomy places the organism in Eukaryota, Metazoa, Arthropoda, Insecta, Ephemeroptera, Baetidae. Gene Ontology annotation, cellular component: mitochondrial inner membrane; TIM23 mitochondrial import inner membrane translocase complex. The coding region runs from base 160 to 645 and encodes 161 amino acids. Gene Ontology annotation, molecular function: transmembrane protein transporter activity. The transcript is spliced from 4 exons. Gene Ontology annotation, biological process: protein import into mitochondrial matrix. The record is from RefSeq and is a predicted model, not a curated record.
UGGCUGAUUCGGCGGAGAACAAGAAACCGUGAUGGCCGUCGCUGAUUCGCGCAUCUUCUUUCCUAUAAACUUUCCUAUCAACUAAAAGCAUGGCCAAAUAUUGAUCGUAAAAUUAACUUUUCGGAAUUUUUUCACAAGAACUUGGUCCCCUGAGCCACGAUGGAAGAGUACGCAAGAGAGCCGUGUCCGUGGCGAAUCGUCGACGACUGCGGCGGUGCCUUCACCAUGGGCAGCAUCGGCGGCGCCGUCUUUCAGUCCAUCAAGGGCUUUAGAAACGCACCUUCCGGCUUCAACAGACGAAUGGCCAGCAGUCUGACAGCCAUCAAGGCAAGAGCACCCAUCAUUGGCGGCAACUUUGCUGUUUGGGGUGGCAUGUUUUCGACGAUCGACUGCACAUUAGUUCAAAUUAGGAAAAAGGAAGACCCCUGGAAUUCGAUAAUCAGUGGUGCAGCUACCGGUGGCAUCCUUGCGGCCAGGAACGGCCUUCUUGCCAUGGGUGGCAGUGCGGUCAUCGGCGGCGUCUUACUGGCCAUGAUCGAGGGCAUCGGCAUUCUCAUCACCCGGUUCUCAGCAGAGCAGUUCAAACCAAUCAACCCACAAAUGGAGGACCCCUCGCAACUCGGGCCCCAGCCCAAUGCUCUUUAGGGUUCUUCUUAAUUUUAGGUUGUGAUUGGAUGAAUGCAUGUGGAUCUAGAGUGUAUGGAAAAAGAUGCCGAGAGUCAUUCAGCCAGUGAUCGAGCGCUGCCACUCCCUUGCUGCUGAACCAGGUUGGGUGAUCCGCCUUAGUGCUGUGUAAUUAUCUUUUUCAAAGAAAGAAUAUGUUUAAUUUCAAAUUCGUGUAGAAAUCAGGAACCAAUGCUAAUAAUAAAUGAUUCAAAUAAUUAUAUCAGA